Messenger RNA from Pseudoliparis swirei, 1178 nucleotides. RefSeq names its product vacuolar protein sorting 25 homolog (gene vps25). Gene Ontology annotation, molecular function: protein homodimerization activity; structural molecule activity. The transcript is spliced from 6 exons. Gene Ontology annotation, biological process: protein transport to vacuole involved in ubiquitin-dependent protein catabolic process via the multivesicular body sorting pathway. The record is from RefSeq and is a predicted model, not a curated record. Gene Ontology annotation, cellular component: ESCRT II complex. Bases 39 to 563 code for a protein of 174 amino acids. NCBI's taxonomy places the organism in Eukaryota, Metazoa, Chordata, Actinopteri, Perciformes, Liparidae.
UCCGGAAGCUGUCAGCUGUAAACACCGCAUCAACUGCAAUGAGUUUUGAGUGGCCCUGGCAAUAUAGUUUCCCCCCGUUUUAUACGCUCCAGCCCAAUGUUGACACCAGACAGAAGCAGCUGGCGGCCUGGUGCUCGCUGGCUCUGUCGUACUGCCGGCACCACAAGCUCUACACCCUGGACCUCAUGGAGGCUCAGGAGAGCCCCGUGUUCAACAACAAGAAGAUAGAGCGAAAAUUGUCAAUCGAAGCAAUUCAAGUUGUGUUUGAGGAAUUAAGGAAAAAAGGAAACCUGGAAUGGUUGGACAAGAACAAGUCCCGGUGCUUAGUCAUGUGGAGACGACCCGAGGAAUGGGGAAAGCUAAUCCACCAGUGGGUUUCCAAAAUCGGGAUGGCCAACUCUGUGUUUACUCUCUUCGAGUUGUCCAACGGUGACGACUCAGAAGGCGAAGAGUUCCACGGCUUGGAGGACUGGAUGCUGCUGCGCUCGCUGCAGGCGCUACAGGCGGACGGCAAAGCCGAGAUCAUCAUCUUGGACGACGGGAAGGGGGUCAAGUUCUUCUGAAAGCGGCGCUGGGACAUCACACACACUGAGGGGCCUCCCACUGAACCUCGCGGGGCCCAGAGGAUGCUCGUCCUGCAGUUGUUGUUGCCGCGAAACCCUUUUUCUUAUCGGAAAAGAACCAAUAUCAUUUCUUUAGUGUUUUUUGGGAGAAACAAAUGAGCUUUUGAGGCGACACUUGUUCCAUUUAAACAUGCAAUGGGCCUUUUCAGGGGACUGAAUACUAUCUGAAUACUCCAGGGGAAAUUUUCUCCCCACCAGCUGUGUUUUCAUUGUAAAUACGACUAGUUUUAUCGCUUCUUUUCUCUCACAUAUUAACAAAACUCCUCGUCAUAGUUGGCCGUGGAUCUUUUGCUCCGCUGUUUUUCCGUCUGAGCCAACGAGACAUCCCAAAGAAAUCCCAGAACGCAACACCAGGGGGACUUUUUAUUUUGAGAAGAGGAACACCAGAGAGACUCCACUGUGUGCGAUAACAGUGGACUUCAUCUACAGACUGCUGUCAUCCUAUUCUUGUGCUGUAGCUACUGUUAUAUCCUCUCUUUCUGUCUAUUUUCAACUUUUCUUUUCCUUUUUCUUUUUUUCAUAUCCUGUAGGAAAAUAAAAUCGAAAUUUACUAUA